This is a messenger RNA of Pteropus alecto (black flying fox), 1953 nucleotides long. It is a transcript of the gene NXPH3, whose product is annotated as neurexophilin 3. The record is from RefSeq and is a predicted model, not a curated record. Lineage: Eukaryota; Metazoa; Chordata; Mammalia; Chiroptera; Pteropodidae. The coding region runs from base 174 to 932 and encodes 252 amino acids. Gene Ontology annotation, molecular function: signaling receptor binding. The transcript has 2 exons.
ACAGCUGGACCGAAGGGGGCGGGGUCGGUCCUGGGUAGCUAGCAAAAGCCAGGGCCGCGAAUCCCCGGCGACUGGAGCAUGGGACGGCGCUCCUGAAAGAGCAGGGGUGAGGCAGGGGCCUGGGACGCGAGAGGAAAAGAGGAGAGAAAGCGGCACGAGAGCAAAGGAGGAGGAUGCAACUGACUCGCUGCUGCUUCGUGUUCCUAGUGCAGGGCAGCCUCUAUCUGGUCACCUGUGGCCAGGAUGAUGGUCCCCCUGGCUCCGAGGACCCUGAACGCGAUGACCACGAGAGCCAGCCCCGGCCCCGGAUGCCUCGGAAGCGGGGCCACAUCUCACCUAAGUCCCGUCCCAUGGCCAACUCUACUCUCCUAGGGCUGCUGGCUCCACCUGGAGAGGCAUGGGGCGUCCUUGGGCAGCCCCCCAGCCGCCCAAACCACACCCCGCCACCGUCAGCCAAGGUGAAGAAAAUCUUCGGCUGGGGUGACUUCUACUCCAACAUCAAGACGGUUGCCCUGAACCUGCUCGUCACAGGGAAGAUCGUGGACCACGGCAACGGGACCUUCAGCGUCCACUUCCGACACAAUGCCACUGGCCAGGGCAACAUCUCCAUCAGCCUCGUGCCCCCCAGUAAAGCCGUAGAGUUCCACCAGGAGCAGCAGAUCUUCAUCGAAGCCAAGGCCUCCAAAAUCUUCAACUGCCGAAUGGAGUGGGAGAAGGUGGAACGGGGCCGUCGGACCUCGCUCUGCACCCACGACCCAGCCAAGACCUGCUCCCGAGACCACGCUCAGAGCUCAGCCACCUGGAGCUGCUCCCAGCCCUUCAAAGUCGUCUGCGUCUUCAUCGCCUUCUACAGCACGGACUAUAGACUGGUCCAGAAGGUGUGCCCAGAUUACAACUACCACAGCGAUACUCCCUAUUACCCCUCUGGCUGACACUGGGCAGGCCACAGAGGCCAGGCCAGGGCUAGAAGGACAGGCCUGCCCACAUAGGAGGCCAUCUGUCUGGACACUGAGCAGGGAAGGGGAGGGGCCUCAGGCAGGGAGUAGGGUAGGGAGAAGGAGAUGCCAAGUGGGGCCAGGGCCAAAUCUCAAGUGGUAGGGAAGGGGGUCCCAUGUGCUGGCCCCAACCUGAGCUUGUGGAGUGACUAGGACACAGGCACACACUGGAGGAGGAGUGGGUUCUCUGCACAGCCUCACAGGGCGUCCCCGUUGAGCGACAGGCAGAUGCUGCGUCCAGGAGGCCGCUGGGGCAGGCAGACCAGUGUGGCCCCUAUAAAGCCAUGGAGAGGAGCCUAAAACCUUGGCUCCCUCCCUGCCAUCCUGAGACAGGACAGCAACAAAGAGAGGGGGAUUUCAUCAGCGUGGAUGCCAAGUAGGCAGCAAAGAAUGACUGAGGCAGGGCCUCCUGGGAGCCAGCACUCCAGGGUGGAGGCAGAAGGAACUCUCCAGCCUCACUCAGUGGGCAGCCCUGAGCCCCUUGUUCUGGACUGUGGACUGAGCUCGGCUUGAAGCUGAAGUGGUAUUCCCGGAGUCUUCGAUGUCUUGACAAAUAGACCAUCUGCCUGAGCCAGGCCGCCCCUUUCCAAUAUUCCCUCUCCUGCCAUGGCUCCCCGCCCUUCCCCGUGCUCAUAGGACACAAUUCCUUAAGCUGAGACAGUCUGCUUGUGCGCUGUGUGUCCCUCCUGCACCCCACCUCUGCUGGCUCCUCUGGGAGCAUCCUUGUCCAGUGAGCCAUCCUUCAACCGUCAGUCUUGCCUGUCAGACUGGGGCUCCCUCGGGUGGAGAGGGUGCCUCCCCUCUUGGGCUGUAGGGCUGGGGGAAGCCAGACUGCAGAGGGUGUGCUGGACCUGUUCCGUGGUGUCUGUCUGGGGGUGGGGGGCGGGGAGGCCUUGUGAAAUCACCUGAUCGUCAACUUCUGUGUGCAGAAUCUUGUUCGUGGAGCAGGGAAUAAAGC